UGUUCGAAGCUCUCCUGCAAUACCGGGGCAAUUUUUAUUUUUUUAUUUUUUGCAAACCAAAAAGAAACGUCAGGUCGCGCCAGAUAGUUGGGGUUUACGAGCAGCACAUGAAGGAGGCGUGAUGCUGCGCGCGUAAUGGAUUUCCCCAGCACUGCUGCGCAUCGGGGACCAGGAGCUGCAGCUGCAGCCGCAGUCCGGCCACGUUAAGAAAUCUGCUCCAACACUUUGAUGCCGGUGACCUUGGCCAGCAGCGGUGAUCACGCCCCUCGCUCUAGUAUAUUUGUGUGUGUGUGUUGCUUUUCUAUUCCUCAUGGCAUCGCCAGACGGGCUGGACGGGGAUCGCGUGUUGCAGCGGGGGAGAUCUCAGAGUGACCCGAGCAGCAUCACCGAAGUCCGCUUGGGUGAAGCGCACAGAGCAGACGUGAUGGACCAGCAGAGGGCGCUACACUCGGGUUGCCUGGUCGCGGGGGUCCGGACGCCUCCCGUCCGCCGCAACAGCAAGCUGGCCAGCCUGGGGCGCAUCUUCAAGCCCUGGAAAUGGAGGAAAAAGAAAAACGAGAAGCUGAAGCCCUCUGCGACCGCGGAGAAGAAGGCAGCUGCGCGACAGAAGAGCGAUAACCUUGUCAAGAGGAACCCCGGGGAGACAGAGACAGAGUUGGAUCUGGCCUGCGGAGGCAACGUUGACGAUCCGGACACCCCGACUCAAUCCGACGCCGAGGACAAAGACGAGGAGCCCGCGGCGCCUCUGGCCAGCGCCAGCGAAGACCUGGGCAGCGAUUUCGAGGUGUCAACAGUGCAAGAUGUGACUGAGGAUUCAAAGUCGCCGGGAGGUUCCGGUCAGAGUGAAGACGGAGAAGACGAGAGCGCCUUGCUGAGCGACCGCGGUGACGAGCUGCCGACGGGGAAGGUGGAGGCCGCCGAAGGGAAGCAGCAGCAGACGGCGGCAGCGGUGGCGUCGGUGGCGUCGGCGGUGGCUCCGCCCCGACGUGCCGCCGUCUCUCCUCCGCCCCGACGUGCCGCCGUCUCUCCUCCGCCCCGACGUGCCGCCGUCUCUCCUCCGCCCCGACGUGCCGUCGUCUCUCCUCCGCCCAAAGUGCCGCUCAAACUGCUCCCCAGACUCGGCAGCCUAGACCAUGCUCCAUCAGUUCCAGUUAAGAAGUCUCCAGCCACUUUACCCCGGAACUUCACUCUUCCCAAAGACCCCCACGGCUCCCUGUUGAGAGGCAGGAUCCUCACACCCGCCGGGUCCCCGCACCUCGGGUCUUUGCACUCGCAGCUGCCCCCCAGCUGCAUCAUUGAGGAACUGCACCGCGCCCUGGCCACCAAACACAGACAGGACAGUUUUCAGACGAAGGAGGCGCGCUCCUCUCUGAAGCGCCGGCUGGACGGCCGUCUCUCCCGCACAUCCAGCACGGAACGGGAGCCCGCCGGGCAGUCGGGGAGCAAGCAGGUGUCCGACGAGAACAAGGAGAACUGGCGCCUGGACGAGUACCUGAAUGACCAGGACGGCUGGAACGACUCCAUCAUCUCCGGCACCCUCCCGCGCAGGAUGCGGAAGGAGCUGCUGACCGUGAAGCUUCGGAACCGGCCCAGCCAGCGGGAGCUGGAGGACCGCAACAUCUUCCCGGUGCGCAGCGACCAGGAGCGGCAGGAAAUCCGGCAGCAGAUAGAGACGAAGCUGUCUAAGAGGCUGAGCCAGAGGCCAGCGGUGGAGGAGCUGGAGAGUCGGAACAUCUUGAAGCAAAGAAAUGACCAGACGGAACAGGAGGAGAGGAGGGAAAUCAAACAGCGGCUGAACAGAAAGCUGAACCAGCGGCCGACAGUGGACGAGCUGCGGGACAGAAAGAUCCUCAUCCGCUUCAGCGACUACGUGGAAGUGGCCAAAGCUCAGGACUACGACAGGCGGGCCGACAAGCCCUGGACCCGGCUGUCAGCCGCUGACAAAGCGGCGAUACGGAAGGAGCUGAACGAGUUCAAGAGCAACGAGAUGGAAGUUCACACUUCGAGCAAGCACCUGACGAGGUUCCACCGGCCGUAGCAAGGUUUUCUUCUGUGAAGAGUUGCCGAUGUAUAUCUGGUUCUGUCGGUGGAGUCGUCCGGCGCCGCGGCCCACAGUCAGUGGGCACUCCGGUACUCGUGUCCAGCGAAACCGUUGGAGGCUAUGUCUCUGGAAAAAGGGGAGGCGGCCUGGUAGAUGGCGUGGACUGCACUGCUGCUCGGAGGAACCGCUCCUCCACCAACCCCGUCGCCUCACACCUUGUCAGAAGAGCGGGGGGGAGGAGUCAAGGUCACGUGUUCGCCGUCGACGAGCAGAGACUUUUAUUUUGUAAAACAAACUCCUUUGAAAGACUUCUUUUUUCUUUUCUUUCUUCGACGCCAUGGGAGGAGAAAGGGUACGGGGGGGGGUGUGCGUGUGACCGAGUCAAACCAGUCCCCACUCCAGUAUUAGUAGUGACGCACACACACCCCCGUCCACCUCCCAGUGUCGGUCGAUGCGUUUCAUAUCGACGGUGUAAACAGAAACCUGGUCUGUGUAAAAGACAGAAUUCCCUUUGUAAGCACUAUUUAUUGUCUGCACAAUACAGGUUUUCAAUUUGUAACAAACUG
Pseudoliparis swirei is the source of this 2607-nucleotide messenger RNA. It is a transcript of the gene phactr3b, whose product is annotated as phosphatase and actin regulator 3b. Gene Ontology annotation, biological process: actin cytoskeleton organization. The coding region runs from base 311 to 2038 and encodes 575 amino acids. The record is from RefSeq and is a predicted model, not a curated record. Gene Ontology annotation, molecular function: actin binding. The transcript has 13 exons. Lineage: Eukaryota; Metazoa; Chordata; Actinopteri; Perciformes; Liparidae.